Oryzias latipes (Japanese medaka) is the source of this 3183-nucleotide messenger RNA. RefSeq names its product serine hydroxymethyltransferase 2 (mitochondrial) (gene shmt2). Gene Ontology annotation, biological process: tetrahydrofolate interconversion. Gene Ontology annotation, cellular component: cytoplasm; mitochondrion. NCBI's taxonomy places the organism in Eukaryota, Metazoa, Chordata, Actinopteri, Beloniformes, Adrianichthyidae. The record is from RefSeq and is a predicted model, not a curated record. Gene Ontology annotation, molecular function: pyridoxal phosphate binding; glycine hydroxymethyltransferase activity.
GAACGUAACAUCACGUAAGCGGUAACGUCAAGCAGCCUGCCGUGCGUGUCCCUGGUGUGUUUGGAGUGCCGCUUCUUGCUGUGAUCCUGCAACCCUAAACAUGCUGACUUUUGCUCUGAGACAACUCACGCGGCCCCUGUGCCAGCGGGCCCCUGUCCGCCUCAGUGUGCGUCUGCAGCAAUCCCACGCUGCCACCUGCACUGCGGAUGAAGAUCGCUCCUGGACCGGUCAGGAGAGCCUGGCUGAGGAUGACCCUGAAAUGUGGGCUCUCCUGCUGAAGGAGAAGGACCGGCAGUGCCGUGGUUUGGAGCUCAUUGCUUCUGAGAAUUUCUGCAGUCGAGCCGCUCUAGAAGCUCAAGGCUCCUGUCUGAACAACAAAUACUCUGAAGGUUACCCGGGGAGAAGAUACUAUGGUGGAGCAGAGGUGGUUGACCAAAUUGAGCUUCUUUGUCAAAAGCGAGCUCUGGAAGCCUUUGACUUGGACCCAGAAAAGUGGGGCAUCAACGUCCAGCCGUACUCUGGUUCUCCAGCUAACUUUGCAGCCUACACAGCCGUUCUAAACCCCCACGACCGCAUCAUGGGGCUGGACCUUCCUGACGGCGGACAUCUAACCCAUGGAUACAUGUCUGAUGUAAAGAGGAUCUCUGCAACAUCCAUCUAUUUUGAGUCCAUGCCUUACAAGUUAAAUCCUGCAACAGGACUCAUCGACUACGACCAGAUGGAGAUGACGGCCAAGCUGUUUCGGCCCAAGCUGAUCAUCGCUGGCACCAGUGCCUAUGCCCGCCUCAUUGACUAUGCCCGCAUCAAGAAGCUCUGCACAGAUAUCAACGCCUACAUGCUUGCUGACAUGGCUCACAUUAGUGGCCUCGUGGCAGCCAAAGCUGUCCCCUCCCCCUUUGACCACGCCGACCUGGUCACUUCCACCACACACAAGUCCCUCAGAGGAGCGAGGGCUGGCCUCAUCUUCUACCGCAAAGGGGUGCGCUCAGUGAACAAGAAAGGGAAGGAAAUCCUGUACGACCUGGAGGACAGGGUCAACUUCUCCGUUUUCCCCUCCCUGCAGGGCGGACCUCAUAACCACGCCAUCGCUGGUGUGGCCGUAGCCCUCAGACAGGCUCAGUCUCCCAUGUUCAGGGAGUAUAUCGUUCAAGUACUGAAGAACGCCAGGGCCAUGGCUGACGCUCUUCUUAACAAAGGCUACACACUUGUUUCAGGUGGGACAGACAAUCAUCUGGUUCUGGUGGACCUGCGGCCCAAAGGCAUUGAUGGGGCCCGGGCUGAGAGGGUGCUGGAGCUGGCAUCCAUUACUGCCAACAAAAACACCUGCCCAGGGGACAAAAGCGCCCUGACCCCCGGGGGCCUCCGGCUCGGCGCUCCGGCUCUGACCUCCCGACAGUUCAAAGAAGAUGAUUUUGUUCAAGUGGUGGAGUUUCUAGAUGAGGGUUUCAAAAUCGCUUUGGAUGUCAAGAAGAAGACUGGAAAGCUUCAAGAUUUCAAGAGCUUCCUCCUUCAGGAUCCAGAGACGGUGGCUCGUAUUGCAGACCUGCGACUCCGGGUUGAAGCCUUCGCCAGGCCGUUCCCCAUGCCGGGCUUUCACGACCAUUAGACGAGCACAUGCGGAGUCUUGAUUUGAAGGGGUUGACAGUUGGUAGACAGGCACGAAGAAACACCAUCAGAAAAAAAUGCUGUUCAUUCUGCUGACGUUUUUAGCCUUUUUUUUUUACUUUCUAUCACUAUCAGAGUAUCUCUGCAUACAGUUAGCAUCAUGAGGUAAAUACAUAAUUAAAGGAAGAUGAGCAGUUUUUGAUCUUUUCCAGCCAUCUUCACACCGUUCUACUGAGGGGAAAAAAGCAAACAUCUCAGUUCAAGCAGAGACCAACACCUUGUUAGUGUAAAAUAUCAGUCUUAUUCAGUAAAGAGUCUUAACUAACAUCCCGUGUAUGUUUCCCAUCCCCCUUUUUCUUUUUUCUUUUUUCUUUUUGGUUUUGAAGCCAUUCAGAAAAGAGGCUUCAUGAAGUGAAGAACGACAGUCAGUCAGUGUUGGAGGGGUUCUGGUUUUUAAAUAUCCACUCAAACUAUUUUUGUAAAAAGAGCUUUUAUUUGGAAAGAACUUGAGCCAAUUCUUUCUACAGUAGAACAUUCAGAGUAAGACUAUACAAAACAUAAACUAAUAAAUAUAUUUUACAUGGUACAGAUUGAUAAAAUAACACUACAGUUUGUUCUCAGAUUGUUUAGAACUUCAAACUUGACUUUAAUCUAAAUUUAUGUGGGAUAGUGUCAUAUUGCAUCACAAAUCUCCAUAGGUACAUUUCUAUGGAGGGAUAUUUUGUGCUAUUAUUCCAGCGCAUCCCUCACUAUUUUCAGUGUAAAACAUUAAAAAUUUUGGGUGCUCAAAAAGUUUGCACUUGAAACUUAAAAAUAUGUGCAAUCCAAACUAAAUUCUCUCUCUUCUGCACUCGAAACAAAGCAGAACACCGCGUUACAAAUGUGCCACCCAAGCCAGCCAAUCACAGACGUCUGUUUUUCUGUUUCAAGUCCAAAUUAUUUUUUUGACCACACUAGAUAUUUCAAGUUUUACGCUAAAAAAGUGAGUGUUGCACUUGGUAUAAAGGCUCAAAAAUAACUCCAUACAUUUCCUGUAAUUAAUUUCUUUCAGAAAAUUCUUCUAUGAAACUUUGUAUUUUGCAAAAAGUUGGUAUUCUAAUGGAACUACCAAAUUAUCACCUUUUAAUAUGUCCUGCUACUUUUAGUAUUUCCACAAAAAGUGUUAAUUUUUCUGUGUAUUUUUUAGUAACUGACAUAUUUCUUGCUGAUUUGUUAUGCAAAAAAAACAAACAUUUAUACUUCAUCUUUUCUGAUUUCAAAUGAAGAGUUCAGUUUCUCUUUUUUUUCUGCCAAUAUCUUGAAGAUAGCAUAUCAGUCUGUGACAUGUUACAAAGCACAAACCACAAGCAAAAACUCUUUUUUUUUUAGUUGUUUUCACAAUAAUUUUCCUAACCAUUAUUUGGCAAACAUGGUUUUGCCAAAACACAGUAUUUGCUGUAGUUUUAUUUAAUUUACUGCCUUUAUCAUCUGUGAAAAGAUCUGUGAUUGCACACGGAAGCAGUUUUGAACUAAAGUUUACAGAGUUUGAAAUUACUUUUAUUUUAACUGUUCUAAUAAAAGUUGAUUACUUGCACAGAA